Messenger RNA from Cordyceps fumosorosea ARSEF 2679, 2937 nucleotides. RefSeq names its product chromatin assembly and remodeling factor. The transcript is spliced from 6 exons. Lineage: Eukaryota; Fungi; Ascomycota; Sordariomycetes; Hypocreales; Cordycipitaceae. Bases 1 to 2937 code for a protein of 978 amino acids. The record is from RefSeq and is a predicted model, not a curated record.
AUGGUCUUGUUCAAGCGCAAACCUGUCAAGUUCCUUCCCCCCCAACAGAUCGACGACGAGGAUGUAGAGGUCUGGCACAUUCCCCAGACGGGAGAAAUAUUUGCCGACUAUGAUGAGUAUCUAGAUAGGAUGGAGUUCUACAAACAGCCUCGAUUCAAUGAUCAAAUAACGGGCCAUUCCGGCCUCACCUUCUUCGAAGCACAUGAGAGCGAGCUCGCUGGCGCACGUGAAGUCGAUGAAUCCUUCCCCGAAGCCCUCAAAGGCCCCAUUCUCCGCAGAGUCCAAUUUCAAAUCGUUUCACGGCUCGACAAUCUCGUCGAUUCCCUUUUCGACGAAUUUAAACAAGACUACUAUCCCGGCGAAGAAGUCGCUAUUAUUACCGGAACUGGCGAGCGAACCCAUGGCCUCGUCCGCGACAAGACAACCUUUGGCGAGCGCUUGCUUGCCGACGGUACGCGCACAAAGCCCUCAACAAGAUAUCUCGUCGAUGCUCGCGGCAGCGAAAUUGAACUCAUUGUCACGGAAGAUAGCAUCUCACGCGACCGGGGUGCAUUCACAAAGGCCAUGCUGCGGGCUUUCCUCAAGAAGACGGUCAUGCGCGAAGCUUGGACUGGUGCCCCAUGGCUUGUCAAGCAAGACUACGCUGCGCAGUACCACAUCGACACCAGAAUACCCCCGCAUCUGCGUUACGAUACAAAGCUGCAGGAGCGCAAGCAGCUCCAGGCCCAGAAGCGCUCAUCCGAGAUCAACGGCCACGCAGCAUCCCAACCAGCACGGCUACCCGAGCUCAAACCCGCUAAGACCAUUAAACCCAAACCUCCUCCAGGAAAGGGACUCAAAUGGCCUGCUGGAAUCGUCAAUGGUACUAGUGCGGAGCCGACUAUCAAAAAGGAGCCCUCUCCUCAACCGCCUCCACCACCAAAAUACCCCAUCGAAGACUUGCAACUCGAGCCCAACCCCGAGACGAACCGACCAGCUAUUAAGUUCAUGUGCAAGGAUGCGCCUGUGGAUGAGUGCAGCGACGACCCGCUCGGAGAAGAUGUCGAAAUGAAGUCUGUCGGUCCUCUACUGGAGACUUGGGAUACCCUCAACGUGUACUGCGAGAUCUUCAAGCUCGACUCUUUCACCUUUGACGACUUUGUUGAGGCCAUAUCCAUGGCUUCCGAACGCACUCCUGUUCAGCUAUUUGACGAAAUCCACUGUUCAGUUCUAAAAAUUCUUGUGGACUCGGAGCAAGAUGGUGGCCGAGUUCGCAUUCCAUUACCGGAGAUCGAAGAUGACGACAGCGAGGACGAAGAUGGAGAAGCGGAAGUGGGCGACGAGGAAGAAGACGAAGAGGAGGAAGAGGAAGAGCCGGAUGAGAAACCCGUUAAACGAGCUACGCGCAGUAGCUUGGCAAAGCAAGAAGCCGAACGAAUUGCCGCAGAAGCCGCUGCGGCCGAGGAAGAGACAAUGAAGGCUGAAAUUGAAUCCAAGACGCGCGCCGAGGAGAUGAUGAAGGAAUUCAAUUGGGUAGAACACCUUCGUCAACGAGACUUUACCAAUGGCGGUUGGGAGCGCAUCGUCGUCGGUCUACUACACCAGCUGUCCAAGGGCGAGAGGAAUCAGCAGUUGUAUGAAGAUUUACUCUUGCGAAUCAUCCCUCACGAUACGGACCCUACCCAAGAGGCCGCACGCCAAAAGUACGCCGAGCUCGACAUAAACACGCGGGUACAGAUUUUGCAGAUUCUCUGCAUGUUGACCAUGGAGACGAAGGCUGUGCGUGCCUUCAUGGAGGACUGCAACGAAACCAUGACCAAGUAUCGCAAAGAUAGGGUCGAGUGGCAGCGCCAGCGCAAGCAAACUGUUGAGGACCUUCGUCAACUCAACGAACAGCGCAAGAUUCUGCUGCCGGACAACACGCCCCCCGAGGAAGAGCCCAAGGAACCUCACGAGAAUGGUGAUGUCAGCAUGAACGGAGCUGAUGACACCGUCACUGAAAAGGAAGGUGACGAAGAGGCAGACCCCAGCAACGACGAGAAGCCACACAAGAAGCGCCAUGGUCGCCAGGUUGUCGAUAAGCGUAAGAAGCGUGAGGAAGAGGAGGCAGCCCGCAAGGCCAGGGAAAAGGCGCAAAAGGAAGCCGCCAAAGCGUCUCACCAAUCGAAGCAAUUUACCAAGUUGCUCAAGGAAAUCCAAAAGAAGGAGGACCUAAUUAAGAAGUGUGAAGACGAAAUUGCGACCAUUGAGAAUGAUCUUCGCGAAGCCGACUGCCCACGGACACGAGUUCUCGGCAGAGAUCGAUUCUGGAACCGAUACUACUGGUUCGAACGCAAUGGCAUGCCCUACGGGGGUUUGCCUACUAGCUCGACAGCUGGAGCCGGAUACGCCAACGGACGCCUAUGGAUUCAAGGACCCGACCAGAUGGAACGCGAGGGCUACAUAGAUGUACCAGCGCACCUCGAAAACGAGUACAAGGCCAAGUUCAAGAUGACGAUUCGCGAACGUAAGAAUAAGGAGGAAGGCGGUACGAGCAUGGAGAGUUCUCAACAGUGGGGCUACAUCGCCGAUGCCGAAAGCCUGGAUAAGCUGAUCCGGUGGCUGGACCCGCGAGGGUUCAACGAGCUGCGACUUCGAAAGGAGCUGCUCUUGUUCAAGGACAAGAUUGCGGAGCACAUGGACAAGCGCCAACAGUAUCUGACGAACUCGACGGAGGAGGAGGCGCGUAAAGAGGAUUCGACGUUGAAGCGCAGUAGCUCACGUAUUCGGGAGAAGACGCCGGAGCCGCCGAGCUAUCGAUGCCUGCGGUGGGAGAAUUCCAUGGCGCUGGACGAGCUCGGCCACUUACACGCCGAUCCGCCGCCGCCGCCUCGUCUCCGAAAGCAGACCAAGAAGCGAGAGGCGAUGGAGGCACCGGCCGCGGCGCCUGCGCAAGCUUCCAAGAAGAGAAGGCGCUGA